Tetrahymena thermophila SB210 is the source of this 3567-nucleotide messenger RNA. Its product is annotated as cation channel family protein. Gene Ontology annotation, molecular function: monoatomic ion channel activity. The record is from RefSeq and is a predicted model, not a curated record. The transcript is spliced from 5 exons. Gene Ontology annotation, biological process: transmembrane transport; monoatomic ion transport. NCBI's taxonomy places the organism in Eukaryota, Ciliophora, Oligohymenophorea, Hymenostomatida, Tetrahymenidae. Gene Ontology annotation, cellular component: membrane.
AUGGAUAAAUUACCGACUGAUGAAGAUAACAAUAACCUAGCUUAAAAUAUGAUAGCUUAGAAUUCGAUGGUUCAUAAUUUCUUAAACAAUUAAUCAUAAGCUAAAUGCUUAGGAGAUUCAAGUUUAUUGUAUCCUCAAUCUCUGAACAACUUUGACAAAUAGCUUUAUAUGAAAUAAAAUUCUAAAAAACAAAAUGUAGAUUUAAGUGAAUCUCAAUAACAAUUUUAUUAAUAUAAAAAGGCAAGUUACCCAAACUUAAUAUUUGAUCCUCGUAGAACUAGCCAUUUUUAAAGCGAUAUUAAAUUCCACAGAUAGUCAGACUAUCUGUAAUCAAGUAGAAGUAUUAAUUUAGAAAGCAUUGAAGACUUCUAAAGAUUUAAUAUUGAUAUAGCAAAUAAAAGCUAAUAUUCGAUAAAAAUGAAAGCUCAUUCAAUAAUUAACUAGAGUAAGUACUAGAUACAGAGCAUGAAUCAAGCUAAGUAAUACUCUUCAAAAGUAGAAACUUUGUGCUCAUAAAAUAAACAAAAUUAAGAUUUGUAUGUAAAAAAUAAAAUCUAAGCUAAACAAGUGAAUAGCUAAGUAAAUUAAAAUGAUAAAAGAAAAGAAAAGAAAAAAGUGAUUAUUGUUAGCAAAGAAAAUAAAACUAGUAGAACAAGCAUAGAAAAAUAAAAACAGCAAAAUGGUUAAAACUUACUUUAGAAGUUUUUGUAGAUUAGAAUAAAAACUGAAGAGAAUAAUAAUUCCAUAAGAUUUGAUAAGGGAAUAUAAAUAAUUAAGAGAAUUCUACCAAAUAAAUAUAAUUUCAGGUUCAGAGUUGAACAGAAAGUAAAGCAAUUUAUUGAAUAACUUAACCUUUAUCAUUCAAAUAGAAACUUAAAAAGUAUAUAUUCAUCAAUAACAAAGAUCAUAGGAGAUAAGAGCUCAUAUUAUGAAAAUUAAUUGUGUAAUUCUACAAAAAGUAAAAAUUAAUCCAAUUUCUGUAACUCAGAUAAAAUUUAAUACUAACUAGCUGGCUAUUUUUACAAAAAAUUUUGUUGCAUCAUGAACAAGAAUUUAAAUCUCCCUUUAAUUAUGCCAGCUAAUCCUUAUUUACUUGUUUGGGAUAGCUUGUAUUUGGUUAUAAUAAAUUCAUUUCUCUACAUUUAUUCGAUUUAUUGCUUUUUUGGCUCAUAGACGAAGGAUAAACAUUUAGGAGUUUUCUGUUAUGUCAUUUUUUUUACUCUAGCUAUAGAUCGAGUUAUUUAAUUUAAUACAGCCUUCUAUGAAAAAGAUGUUAUUAUUUAGAAAAGACAAAAAAUAAUUGAAAGAAAUGUAUUUUCAUUUGAAUUUCUGAUAGAUUUGUUAGUUACUAUUGUGAUAUUUUUUAAAUUGCUCAACUAAGAUUUAGAUUCUAUGACCUAUAAUCCAGCUAAUUAGAUCCUUACCUACUUUAUAAACUGUUUCGUUUUCUUGUUGAUUUACAGAAAUUUGGAGAAGAAAAAAAAUUUGAGCGAUGUUAUAACUAUUGAAUAAAAUUAAAAACAUCUUUACAGAUUAUUCACUUAGCUUUUCAAUGUAUUCUUGAUAGCACAUAUAAGUGCAAUAUGCAUGUGGAUCCUUUAUUUGGUUGAAGAAUAUUACUAAAUAAAUAAUAACUGGGUCAAUCAAGCAAAUAUUUAAAAUUAAGCUUUUUACGAACAGUAUUUUUACUCUUUAUACUGGUCAAUCACUACGCUGACUACUGUUGGUUAUGGUGAUAUACAUAUCUAAAACUAUUAAGAAGCUAUUUUUAUUAGCUUUGUGAUGAUUCUCUUUAGUUGUGUAUUUGCCUAUUCUGUUAGCAAUAUAGGAGUUAUUCUACAAGAGAUUUAAAAGAAUUCUAGGUAACUGUAAGAAAGACUUUCUAUUAUUCAAAAGUUUAUGAAUAGAAAAAAUAUAAACUCAUCAUUAAAGAGUAGAGUAAAAUUUUACUUAAAUUUCCUUGCCUCUGAAUAAAAGAAUAGAGAUAAAAAUGAAGAAGAUAUAGUUUUGGGUCUUCUCUCAAAUAAACUUAGAAACGAAAUAAUUGAGGAAAUAAAUUAUAAAAUUAUAAAUAAAUAUUCAUUGUUUAUGGUUAAUUUUUAGUCUAAAGUCAUAAAAGAAGUUGUUUAUUUAAUGGAAGAAAUAAUAGUAGCACCUAAUGAGAUUAUUUUUAAGCAAAAUGAUUCAGAAGAUCAAUCAAUAUACUUUAUAUAGAGUGGUGAUGUGGAGAUAUUUGUUGCUGAUAAUUUAGGUUAAACUUAAAAGGUAUUAGCUUAAAUUACUUCAGACAGUGUGUUUGGCGAAAUUUCAUUUUUCUCAGGUCUUCCUAGAACUGCUUCUGCUCGUAGCUUAAAUUUAUCAACAAUUUACAAAAUAAACAGAUAAAAAUUUAUAUGUUUUUUGCAAAAUUACCCUGAGGAUUUUUAAAGAUACAAAAUGAUAUAGGAAUCAGAGGUUUAAAGAAACAAACAAGUUUGUAAGAAUUUAAAAUAGAAAUAUAGAUACUAUAACUCAAAGACUUAGCUUUUAUACUAAUAGAAUGAAGAUGACGAUAGUGAUUAGCUUUCUGAUACUUCAAAUGAUGAUUCUUAAACUAGUAUGUAGAGUAGUAGCUAUUCAAUAUAUUAAAGAAAUAUGACUAUGGCUAAUCCAAUUAAAAGACCUUCUUAGAAAUAAAAUAAUGAAAUAAACAAUGACAAAAAAUUAAAAAAGUAAAUUUCAAAAUCGCUUUUAGUAUAAAAUCAAAAUUAAGAUUUUGAAAAUAAAAAAUUAAAAAGAAACUAUUCAAAAAAUUAACUUCCUGAGUUGAAUGAUUAGUAAAAUAUUGAUUAGUAGCAUCAAAAUGAAAUUUAUUGUCAAUCCUAGCAAAUGUGUUAAAUUAAUAAUGACUGUAACUUAGGUGUAGAAACAAAUUUAUAUAAAUCUAGUAAAUAAAUAAUUGACCAUGAUAGUGAUAUAAAAUAAUCAAAUUAGAAAUCUUAAAAUAGCUUAUCUUCUAUUUACACUGAAUAAAAAUGUAAAGAUAAGCAUUAAGAUGAUUAUAUUCACAAUGAUAUUUAAAAUUGUAAUGAAACUAAUGAGGUAGCUUUUACUAAGCAUAAUUAAGAUGGUAAAACUUUAAAAGGUAUACACUUCUCUGAGAUCGAUGCUUAAUCCACAAAUGAAUUAGAAAAACAGAUAUUUUAUCAAAAAAGAUUAAAAACAAAAGAAAAUGACAUUCUUUAUCCUAAUAAUUUGGGUUAAAUAUCCUCUUAAAUCAACUUAUUUGCAUAAAAAAUAUAAAAUAAUUAUUAAUUAAAUCCAAGAAAAAACAUUCUUUUAAACUCACUAUCUAAAACAGAAGCAUUUAUUUAAUUAAAGUAAAUUGAGUAGUUUGAUUCUAUGAAAAUAUUUAAAAGAUUCUUCCCACAUAAUAACUUUGAUAAAGUCUUAAAAAAGUUGAAAUAAGUAAAUAAUUAAUAAAUAAUGCAAAGCCUUUUUGCAAGUAAAGAUUAUCAGAUCCAACCAACGUAUGCCUCGUAUGGAAUAUUUGUAUUUAGGUCUAAACUUCCUAUUAAAUUUAAUUGA